Molecule: messenger RNA, 1785 nt
Organism: Prorocentrum cordatum
Lineage: Eukaryota; Dinophyceae; Prorocentrales; Prorocentraceae
Source: the annotation of a GenBank genome assembly
AUGGAGGCUCACAAGCUCUCUUCCGAGAAGGUGUUGAGGCUCGAGUACGUCUUCGCUCUGAGCGAGCCCGAACAGAAUGAGGUCGACCAGGUGCCCGACUGGAUCUCCGGGAUUGCCGCCUUGCAGGCAGGGCGGGGCGGCCAGGGCAGCCUGCAGUCGGCCAUGCGCGCAAGGCCAGCGCUGGUGCAAUGCAUCGGCCGCAGGCUGCAGGAGGGGCUCGCACAGGUGGCGCCGAGGAGGUUGGGGCCAGACGGCGAGAUCGAUGCCUGGACUCUCUCAUUCGUUGAUCCGGAGGUGGAGAAGGGCUUCCUGGACAGGAGCCGCGAGCAGCUGCGGUCGUCCUUCUGUCUUGUCCUGGUCAUCUUCUCCUUCUUCAGCGGGCUGGCUCUCCUGCAGAUCCACACGGAGGAUAUCGACUACCCGACGCAGGAAGCAUAUAGCAUGAGGCGGUGGCAGUUCGCCAUCCAACUCGCGUGUGGCACCGUAGAGUUGUCAGCGUUACUUGCAGCAGUCGUUUUGUCAGGCUACGGCCUUAUAGGCACAUGGGGAAUGGAGUGUGCAGCGCUUGUCACUGCAAUAGUGUCUCACGCUCACGCUUGCUUAAACAGCUGUCACUACUUUGCACGGGCAUUCGGCUGCGAAGAUCCAAGUGAAGUUUGGGGGAUGGACCUUGCUGGUUCAGACGCUCCCUUUUUGUUGGGGCUCGCUCUGGUUGUCGCAUCGGCAGGUAUCAUAAUCAGAUGGAAGUCGUUAGUGUUCCUUGCAGUCUCCUCCGUGUUCGGAUACGUUGCUGCCGCCUACCUCCUGGGUAGCCCAGAUAUGAGGUUGGUAUUGACUAACCUGCUUUUGUUCGCCUAUCUGUUGCUUUUGACCUGCACCGGGAAGCGGAGUUUCGAGUUUCAGGCCCGCCUCAAUCACCUGUCGUACCUGAGGGAGAAGCAGAUGCGCUUCCGGGCAGAGUUCUCGUUGGCCUGCAUGCAGGACCGUGGGGACACCACCGUGGAGUUAGGAAGCCACGCGGGAGGCUCGUCGUACUUCCGGCAGUUCUUGGAUGACGUGCACCCCGACGGCGGCGAGCUGCACGAGGGGGGCUCGCAGUGCUCGCUGCCCGCUGUCCCAAGCGCGCCAACAUGGUUCAGUCCAGCCGCCGCGGAGUGCGUGCCAAAUGCUGGUGACGUCAGCGACGAGUCCGUUCACCAGCGCCCGGUUUGCCUGCCGUCGAGCGCCAGCGUGUGGGUCGAGGGCCGUGCCAGCGCAUGCGCCCUGCGAGACCUCGAGCGGGGUCAGCGCGUGCUGUGCUACGACUCGCUGGGGCGGUCGCUCAGGUACGCCGAGGUACUCGAGAAGCGGGCCGACCUUCGGGCGGUCCCCUGCAUCAGCGUCGGCCUGCACGACGGGACACGGCUGGCAAUGGCGGCGGACCAGCCCGUGCGUUUGGCAAACCAGAGAGAGGUGGUCCGAGCUGAGGACCUGUCCCCAGGAAAGGACAGCGUGUUCUUGCACAGGGCGGCGACCGUGCCCGUCGCGGUCAAGGAGGUGGUGCGGCAGGCAGAGGCGCGGGGUGCACGCGGGCGGAUCCACCUAGUGGUACGGCACCCCGACCGUCUGCUUGUUCUGGUGGCGAGCUCGGAGGCGGAGCGCGUCGUGGACCCGGCCGCUCGCGCCGCGAGGCGUCCAGCGAAGAGCGCCCGCGGCGCCUUCGCGCACGCCCGCUCGGCCCAGGAGGGCGCGAGCACGCGGGGGGCGCGGCCUCCGCCGGAGCCGCCCCGGGCCACGACGCUGUGA